UCCCCUUCCUCUCCCUCUCCCUUGGCCUUCAUUUUUCUGUCCUUCUAAUACAUAUCGCUGCUGGUUUGAGGAGACCCUCCGCCUGUCAACCAAGAUGAUGACCCCAAUGCGAUAUGUGGUCCUGGUUUUGACCAUCAUAAUCAGCUUGCAUUUUAUUCUCACAUUCUCGCACGAGGCCUACGGAAAUGCUACUUCAAUAUCCAAACUCAUUAGCCAGCAACCAGCAGUAGCAGGAUCCUCAGAACGUGUUACUCCAAGUGAAUACAUCUGGCACGAUGAUACUACGGCGAUUCAGGACCGGCGCGCGAAUGCUGCCAUCGUCAUGCUUGCGAGGAAUAGUGAUCUCAAGGGCAUCACGAAGAGCAUGAAGCAGAUGGAGGACAGGUUUAACAAGAAGUUCAAGUAUCCCUACGUGUUCUUGAACGAGGAGCCCUUCAACGAACAGUUCAUUUCGACCAUCUCGGAGCUCACGGACGCCAAGGUCGAGUUUGGUCUCAUCCCGCACGACCACUGGUUCCAGCCGGAUUGGAUUGACGAGGAAAAGGCUUCUGCAUCCCGGGCUGAGAUGGCCAAGAAUAACGUGAUCUACGGUGGCAGUCUUCCAUACCGGAACAUGUGCCGUUUCAACUCAGGAUUCUUCUACCGACAUGAGCUUCUGGCCAAGUACAAGUAUUAUUGGAGGGUAGAGCCAGAUGUCACUUUCUUCUGUGACCUUGACUACGAUCCUUUCCUGGUGAUGCAAGACCAGGAGAAGGUUUAUGGGUUUACCAUCUCACUACCUGAGUACGGAGAAACUAUAACCACACUUUGGGAUACCGUGAAAGACUUCAUUGAGAAGAAUCCUGAACUUAUCCCGGGCGAUAAUGGCAUGGGCUUCCUGUCCGACGACAAUGGACUCACCUAUAAUCGUUGCCACUUUUGGAGUAACUUCGAGAUUGGCGACCUCGACUUCUGGCGAGGCGAAGCCUAUGGCAAAUUCUUCGACCACCUCGACCAAGCAGGCGGCUUCUACUACGAGCGUUGGGGCGACGCACCAGUUCACUCCAUCGGCGCUGCUUUGCUCGCACCUAAGGACAAGCUUCACUUCUUCUCUGACAUUGGGUACAGACACGAGCCAUUCCAAAGGUGUCCACAGGGAGAGGCACAUUCGAGGGGGAAGUGUUGGUGUGAUGCGAAGGAGAAUUUCGAUUAUGAGUGGUACUCGUGCCUGCCCAAGUUUGACAGGUUAUUCAACUAGACGUUGAGACUCGUGUCAUAUCGUCAUCGUGUCAUUGAGACAUAUACGUAUCUUAGGUGUGGAUUGAGAGCUGGCUGACGUUUGAGAUGCACCGUACUUACCGUACUCGAGAAGGACCAUUUUAUGCAUAUACACAUACCUGUUCACUUCUGUAUAAUCUAUCAAUCCGC
Molecule: messenger RNA, 1407 nt
Organism: Stereum hirsutum FP-91666 SS1
Lineage: Eukaryota; Fungi; Basidiomycota; Agaricomycetes; Russulales; Stereaceae
Product: glycosyltransferase family 15 protein
Exons: 11
Coding region: 95-1237 (380 amino acids)
Biological process (GO): cell wall mannoprotein biosynthetic process; protein N-linked glycosylation
Cellular component (GO): Golgi apparatus; membrane
Molecular function (GO): alpha-1,2-mannosyltransferase activity
Source: RefSeq, a predicted model, not a curated record